AAUAAAGGUGUGCUAUUGUUUAUUAAGAAUACUUGGAACUGUUUUUCACCGUAGCUAUGGCGGAGUAGCAGAGCAUCCCUUGGAUACAAUGCAAUCAUCAGCUACAUAAGUGGUUAGGGUUUUGUUUUUUUCUUUUUGUUUCUCUUCUGUCGCUCAACUUUUAUUUGUUGACAAAAGAGAAACGUAGUCCAUUUUGAAUUGUACAAACACAUAUAUAGACUACCGGACUGAUACAGAUUUUGUUCUGUUUGUGAUUGUUUUUCUUCUGUUCUCGUGUCCACAAGUGAGAUGCAGGUCGUAUACAGCGGCGGGUCGUCGACCCCGAACCCGUCCCCCCGACUUCAGCGGAAGGCAUACAUUGGGGGUUACGGUCGUCCGAUUCUGCCGGGCUACCUGGCGGGGAAUCACUCCCACGUGGUGGUUACGCACAGGUCAAAGGAGAAGCUGACGGAGGGGGACACCAGUCUGAGGGAUUCUAUACCGGCCAUGACAAAACCGGUGGCGGUGUCCUGUCUCAUUCUUAACAUUCUAGUGCCUGGAUUCGGUACGCUGAUGGCUGGUCUGUCCGUGCUGUGCUGCUCGGAGGCGCGUGAGAAGUGUCUGAGUAAGAAGACGGUGGUGUGGGUCAACUCGGGCGUCGCCCUGCUGCAGUUCGUCACAGCCUUCCUCUUCCUACUCGGCUGGAUCUGGAGCAUCAUGUGGGGGGCCGCAUUCAUCUCCAUAUCAACCGAAUACUACAAAACCAAACAAGUACAACACACGCGCCACGACCAUUCUGUGAAAAUCUCACCAAAGCGUGACCGAGACGAAUUCACCCAAAGUCCGUCCCCUACCACUUCGUGCGACCAUAUACACCACGUGCACAGCUCGCCGUUAACCAGCGACAAACAUCUUAACAUGUACCUGGCGCCCCCGGCAUCGUCGUCCAGUCAAACGCAGACUAUCAUAGUGCUUCAGGAACCUCCAGUCGUCAACCAUUCCGAAGAUAAACCGGCGCCGUCGCAGCCAAUCAUGAACGCCAGAACUCGGCACCAAAAAAUACUGCAGCGUCAAAUGUCCGACAACCAGUUGUCUCCCUUUACGCUGACGAACGAGCGGCUGGAGGCCAUCGUUAUUCAUGACGCAGUUCCGCCAUGCGCAGUGCGGCACAUAAGAGAGCAGCACAGAGACAGUAUGGAGUCUUUGUCGGACACCGACGAGCAUGUCGGGAAAUAAUAAAAUGGCGGUUCGAUAUUCAAUAUUCCACUGUGUUCUCUCGAACGCCGUGCACCUAUGCCUAUGGAAGUAUACAUAUAUAUGUUUUGUGUGGAGAUAAAACAGCACCGUUUAUAUGUAAAUCACUAGCGCCGACUUUCUCACAUUUUAACACAGUUUAAAGGCGCAGACCCUCAAGUUUAGUCAAUAUACAAACAUGUAACAUAAAGUUACAACACAGUGAAAGAAGAGUCUGUGACGUUAAAACCGAGAAGUAUUAUUAAAAAUAAACUAGAACUCGAAUAAAUAACCGCUUCUUCUCAAACGCACGUGCGUUUUUAAAAAUAUGAAAAAUGCAUUUUGUGCUAUUAGAAACACCAGGAUGACCAGAAACACUUCGGUUCUAGGGAAAUGGAUAAUCUAAACAAUGAAAUAUAAGUAAUGUUUGAUUUCGGUGAUCAUAAACGGCUCUAAUAGUAGAAAAUAUGCUGUAGUGUUUAAAAACUAGGGUCUGUCCCUUUAACACAUUCUCAGAAAACUCGUCAGUACACAAAUUAGCCAACUUAAAAAUAUUUAUUUAAAGAACACAAAACAAAAACAUAUAUAUUUACUUGGCUACAUAUUUGUAAUAUACUUAGCCGAAUUUCAAUAAUUAUCAAAUAAAUACUGCUAAUUUUAAAACUAAAUCAAUGGACGUUGAUUAAAUAUUAAAAAUUAAAGGGGCAGGAAUGGAAAUAUCUUUAAAUAUUAAAGACCGUUCUCGAGUUUAAAAAGAAAAUCAUUUUACGUUUGUAAUAUCCAUGCAUUCCAUAACAAUUCUGGUGGAAAUGGAACACAAAGUUAAUUAAGAAAUAGAUUUAACACGACCCACAGGCAAUGACGCCAAUAUUUCAAAUUCAUAUCAUGAAAGUUUUGAUUUUCCCAAACAGAUAUACAAAGCGCAAUAUGGAAGAAAAAAAAUCUAUAUUUUGUUUCACAAUUUGCUUUUGUUGUGUAUUUAAUGUAAUGGAGAGUACUAUACAAGCAUUAUGCUAGAAACUAAUGAAUGGUUUCCAUUUUGUAAAUUAAUAUUUAGCUGUACACCAUGAACUGGAACGUGCAUUCAAUGGAUGAAUACGUUUUAUCGGACUGACGAAGCACAGUGCACAGUCACCGUUCCAAGUGCAUAUAUAUAUAUAUAUAUAUAUAUACACCUCGUCAUAAAUAUCGCACCACCCAAUUUUGUUCACUAAGUAAAACUGGAUCUUCAGCCUCAUAAAAAUGGUGUUUAGAAAAGCACAUUAAACUGUUUAUAUGGCCUCAUGUGAGCGUUCAGUCAGAAAAUUUACAACACAAGACCGAAUUUGAGCACUAAAUGAGGGUUUAAUUGUAGCAAAGUAAAGUUCACUAAAAUCACCGUAAAGUACGGUGAAAUAAGUAUGGCUGCCGGGGUCGUUACAACAGACACACAACACAGUUCACAUUUCAUUAAUGUCAAACACACUAGUAAGGUCCACAAUGACUGGCUAACUCAGUAUCUGGUGUAACCGCCUCGCACUUGGAUAACAUGUUCUACACGCCUUCUCAUGCUUGUCACCAGACGUCUGAUGCUUUGUUGAGGGAUCUGCUGCCACUCAUCAUGCAAUGCAUGGGUCAAUUCCUGAAGGUUCUGAACUGGAGGAUCCCUUGCUCUCACCCUACGUCCCAAAAUGUCCCACAAAUGCUCAAUAGGAUUUAGUUCUGGACUUCUGGCAGGCUAUGGUAGUGUCUCAAUGGCGUUGUGUUGGAGAUGCUGAACAACAGCUCGAGCACGAUGUGGUCUGGCAUAAUCGUCCAUGAAGACUGGACGUGUGGCGAGAGCAUGGUUAUCGAAAUGAGGCACAACAGCACCGUCCAGGAUCAAGUUCUGGUACAUCUGUCCAUUCAGUGUUCCGGGAACUGUGAUGAGGUCAAGUUUACAAUCAUAGGAACAACACCCCCACACCAUGACAGAUCCACCCCCAAAUGGAACCUCAGCUUGAAUGUUCCUCUGAUCAUAUGCUGUGCCUCUCUGCCUCCAAACUCGUGCCCUCCCGUCUGUAUGAUGCAGCAAAAAUCUGCUUUCAUCGGACCAGUGGAUCCUUCUCCAUGCCCUCAGGUUCCAGCGAUUACGUGCUUGGCACCAGGCUAAACGGGCAUGGCGGUGCUGAUUUGUGAGGAGUGGACGUCUGAUUGGUCGUCUUGCUCUCAAUCCUGCAGAAUUUAGAUGUCGUCUGAUGGUGUUGAUGGACACUCUGUUGUAUGGAUGCCAUCCAUGUCGCAGCUGUGUACAAGUAGACUUUGGGCUUCGUCUGGCUUGGCGUACGAGAGCACGGUCUUCCCUGUCAUUGGUUUUUCUGGGACGUCCAGACCUCGGUGCAUCCUUCACUUCACCGGAAGCAGUAUGUUUACGUAUUAGCCUGCUGAUGACAGUGUGAUUAAUGUUCAAUUGUGUUCCAAUAGCACGACAUGACAUACCAGUCUGGUGCAUACCAAUAAUUCGCCAUCUUUGGUUCAGAGGCACUGGACGCUUGGGCAUUUCACUGGUUGGUCAAAAUAAAGCUUAAUUUAUGCCUAAAAUCAAAUUUUAGCUGUGUCUGCCAACAUAACAUACACCAAAAGAGGCUAUGUGCAUACUGCAUUGUUAGCAAACCGACCCCCGGAUCAAUCAUGCUCGACUGAGCAUGCACGUGCAGCUCGGAACAGGGUGUGUUUGUGAUAUUAUGUUCACAGAUGUUGUAGUAUAUUAAAUAUAUACUUGUAGUUUAAAAAACCGAAACUUAUAUUUUCUAAUUUUACUUUAAAAUGUGUGGUGCGAUAUUUAUGACGAGGUGUAUAUAUA
Molecule: messenger RNA, 4033 nt
Organism: Gigantopelta aegis
Lineage: Eukaryota; Metazoa; Mollusca; Gastropoda; Neomphalida; Peltospiridae
Exons: 3
Coding region: 289-1215 (308 amino acids)
Biological process (GO): taxis; proprioception; sensory perception of mechanical stimulus
Cellular component (GO): sensory dendrite
Source: RefSeq, a predicted model, not a curated record